AUGGCUUCUCGAAUGAAAAAGAAUGUUGAAAUUUGGAAACAGCGGGAAGAGGACCAUAAACAAAAGCAAUUGAUCAACCCAUUCUCAGACUGGGAGGGUGCUUCUCACAGACAGGCAUUGAGUAAGGAUGAUCCCCGUUAUGGCCGACCAGUGGAGGGGUCGAAAACAGAGUACCGUGGAAAAAUGGCCGGAGAGCUGAUUAGCAGUGAAAUAAUCGAACUUUGUGGUGUUAUCGCAAAUAUUGGACAGAAACAUUCUAAUGGUGUGUACACAGUUCCCUUCGGCGAGUUAUUUGAAGCUUAUACAUUAAUCUCCAAUAAACUUGUGGGCAUGCUGAUGAGAGCGAGGAAACAGAAAUUGCUGGACUUUGAGGGGGAAAUGUUGUAUCAGAGGAGAGACGAUGAUGUGAUCAUCACAUUGUAUGUUUUACCCCCAAAAAACACUUAA
Molecule: messenger RNA, 447 nt
Organism: Ylistrum balloti
Lineage: Eukaryota; Metazoa; Mollusca; Bivalvia; Pectinida; Pectinidae
Product: actin-binding Rho-activating protein-like
Exons: 1
Coding region: 1-447 (148 amino acids)
Biological process (GO): positive regulation of Rho protein signal transduction
Molecular function (GO): actin binding
Source: RefSeq, a predicted model, not a curated record